Molecule: messenger RNA, 573 nt
Organism: Racocetra fulgida
Lineage: Eukaryota; Fungi; Glomeromycota; Glomeromycetes; Diversisporales; Gigasporaceae
Source: the annotation of a GenBank genome assembly
AUGAAUUCUUCCAAGAAAAAAAUAAAUGGUGACAAUACUACAACUAGUCAUAAAAAAACUUCAAAGUUAACGAACAAAGGUGAUUUAAAUCCAUCUAUUAAAUCAGUAAACGAUAGAGAUAUUAAAAUAAAAGAUGAAAUCGAUGAAAUAUUUUCAAAGGCGAGAAAUAAAGUAAUUAUUCCUACAACUUCAUCUACUUCUUUAACGGAGGUUUUGACAUCAUCAACCGUCAUUGAUUCUUCAACAAAAGAAAAAGAAAAAUCUUUAAAUGAUAAAGAAUUUGAAUUCAAAGUUCCAGCUAUACCAGAUAAGUCGAAAAAAAGAAAAUUGCAAGAAAAUGAUUUAAAAAUCAUUCCUUCAUCUUUAAGUGCCUCUUCGGCAACAAACACACCUUCGACGGAAGAAUUUGUAUUCAAAGUUCCAGCUAUACCCGAUAAAUCAAAAAAUAAAAAACUACGAGAAAACGAUACUGAUGGAUUUAGCGACUCGAGGGGCACAAAGAGCCAUGGAUUUGUUAUCUAUGAUAUUAAGGAGCUAAAUCUUGGUAAUGGUGGAGGUAUGAUAUCCAUUUAA